GCUUCAGGCGGGGCGGGGCCUGAGUUUUCUGGAAAAAUCUUGGCCUGUGGCAGGAGUUUCCGGAGGUGAGAGUGGCCUCGCGGGUGUUUCCGACAGACCUUGUGGUCGUUUAUAUGCUUAAGGGUUUCUGCCUGGCCCCUCCUUUCAGAUGCCGACUUCUGGAACCAUGAAGCUUCAAAUGUCCAUGCUAGUGGUGACCUGGUUCAGUUUCCUGGGCUUCACAUGGGCUGAGAUCUACACAUCUGUUGGGCAUAUGGCUAGUUUGAUUUCUUUGGAAAGACAACUGCUACAAUCUCUGAAAGAAUAUAUCCUUUUGAAUGAAGCCAGACUUUCUAUGAUGAAAAGCUGGGCUGACAAAAGAGAUGGCUUGGACCUUAUAAUCCCAGAAGACAAGGAAGACUUGGGGAAAUUAGUGGAUGUGUACAAGGUGCUAAAGCAUCUAAAUAAGGAUUGGUCAGUAGUGGAGAGCUUUGUCCUUGAGGAACCAUCCAUUGAGUUUGCUGCUAGGCUCACAUCUAUGCGUAGGUUUUUCCCUACAGAGGAAGAUGAAAUUGGGGCUGCUAAAGCCCUGCUGCUCCUUCAGCGUACAUACAAACUGGAUCUGAAAGCUCUUUCUCAGGGUAUCCUACCAGGAACCAAGUAUCGCGCUCUCAUGAGUGUUAGUGAUUGCUUCAGACUGGGCCAGACCGCCUACAAUAUCAGUGACUUUCAUCACUCAAUGCUUUGGAUGAAACAGGCACUGAGGCAAUUGAAUACAGGGGAGCAAAGCCCUAUCUCUAAGGUCCAGGUCCUGGAUUAUCUCAUUAAUGUCAGCUUCCAGCUUGGGGACCUGUACAGGUCUGUGGACUUCACCCAUCAACUGCUUUCUCUUGACUACUCUCAUGAACAAGCCCAAUUGAAUCUGCCAUACUUUGUAAAAUUAUUGGAGGAAGAAAAAGCAGGAAAGCUUGGAAAUGGGGGAUCAGAGACCAAACAGGAGUCACUGAGCAGUGGUCAGCAGAAACAUCUAAAAGAGCAGGAAGUCUAUGAGAGCCUGUGCCGAGGAGAGGGUGUCAAACUUACACCACAGAAGCAGAAGAGGCUUUUUUGUAGAUACCACCAUGGCAACAAGAUGCCACAGUUGCUCAUUGCCCCAUUCAAAGAAGAGGACGAGUGGGACACCCCACACAUUGUCAGGUACCAUGAUGUCAUGUCAGAUGAGGAAAUCAAGAGGAUCAAAGAGAUUGCGAAACCCAAAUUGAGAAGAUCCAGAAUCUUUGCUAGUGCUUCAGAUUUUGUGGAAUCAGAUGAAAUCAGGGUCAGCCAAAGUGUAUUUCUGGAAGAAGAGGAAGAUCCCGUGAUUGGCCAAGUGAAUCGAAGGAUUCAGAUAAUCACUGGGCUGUCAGAUAAAACAGCAGAAUUGCUCCAGGUUGCUGAUUAUGGUAUUGGAGGAUUCUUUAGACCUCAUUUGGAUUAUUUUUUGGGACCUGGGAUCAAAUCUUUGGAUAUUGACGGCAUAGGGGAUCGUGUGGCCACAUUCUUGAGCUACAUGAGUGAUGUAGAAGCUGGUGGUGCCACAGUUUUCCCAAAACUGGGGGCUGUGUUUUCUCCCAAGAAGGGGACAGCCUUGUUCUGGUAUAAUCUUCUGCGAAGUGGAAAAGGCAACCCCUUAACAAUACAUGCUGCCUGCCCUGUUCUUGCGGGCUGCAAGUGGGCCGGGAAUCGAACUGGUGCUGGAGAGGCUGCGGACAGCUUCACAGCGCUGUGCUCAACCUGCUGCGCCACCGGGGAGGCCCUGAGUAUGUUAUUUCUUUCAAAAAUGGUGGUAAAUUGUAUUUUAAAAAUAGUAUGACUUAAGUAGUGUAUUAGAAUGAGUUUUUUUAUUUAUUUAAAGAUUUAUUUAUUUUAUUUAUACAAGCACUGGGUACAGAAGCACGGGAGGGUGAGAGAAAUCACCAGAGACACAGCAGGGAGAAGAACAGGCAGAUCAAUGAAGUACACUGCUGAGGGGAGCAGCGGGCAUGGCAGGAGAGGUCUGCGUGCCAUGUGGGACCCUUGCCUGCGGCCGGGGAUCGAACCGGCACUGCAGAGGCUGCGGGCAGCUUCGCAGCCCAGCGCUCAACCACUGCGCCACCAGGGAGGCCCAAAGUUAUUUUUGUAUUCAUUAUGAAAGAGUCUUUGUUAAGAAGUCUUUGUUAAGACUCUUUGUUAAGACAUGUACAUGUCACAGAACUUUAGAUGGGAGAGCUAGCAUCAGCUCUGCCACUCUGUUACCAAUACCUCUGAGGUUGAUGCCUAGAUCCUGCAAAACCUGACAGGCUUCCUCAUGCUCAUCUUCUAUCCCUCAGAUCCCCACCCAUAAAAUCCCAGUAAUACCAAAUUUCUUGGGCUUCUAGACACACAGUAGUGUGGUUCCUGUCUUGAUAUCUCUCUUACUCUGUUUCUACUUUCUGGACCCCUAUUAAUUAGGAGCCAUCAUGGUCUAUCCAUCUUACCAAAAUAACUUCUACUUAACUUCUUGUUCUAGCUCUGGGUUCCCCUUUUUCUCUUACCUGAAAUAUUUAACUCUGCUCCCACUGUAACCUGUAGAUACCUGUUCUUGUGUCACUGUCAGAAUAAUGUAUAAUUAUUGUUGCCAUAUCUGUCUUCUUCAUGGCUCAUGAGCACCUGAGAAUGUAUCUUACUCAUGACUGAUUACCAGGUCCAGCACGAGACUGGGUUGAAGGGGUAAUUGAUUUUGGCUGCUGAUUGAACUAACACCAUCGUAACACACUUUUCCCCUGU
Talpa occidentalis (Iberian mole) is the source of this 2763-nucleotide messenger RNA. RefSeq names its product prolyl 4-hydroxylase subunit alpha-2-like. The transcript has 15 exons. Gene Ontology annotation, biological process: peptidyl-proline hydroxylation to 4-hydroxy-L-proline. The coding region runs from base 149 to 1831 and encodes 560 amino acids. NCBI's taxonomy places the organism in Eukaryota, Metazoa, Chordata, Mammalia, Eulipotyphla, Talpidae. Gene Ontology annotation, molecular function: protein binding; L-ascorbic acid binding; iron ion binding. Gene Ontology annotation, cellular component: endoplasmic reticulum. The record is from RefSeq and is a predicted model, not a curated record.